AGCGGUAAUGUCGAUGUCCUUCAAGCAUCGCCAUCACCUCCCGAUUUGGAGGCGUGAGAUGCUGGGAGUUACCGACGUGAUCGCUGAGUUUGGAGGACUGUUCGCGCUGCUGUUAGGAGCUAGUGCUAUGAGUUUGUGUGAAAUAUUAUACUACGCUUGUAUACGACCGCUGCGUAGAGAACGGAUCCCCCGGCUGGCGAUCAACUGGAUGUAUGUGCUACCGUGGGCGGCACGGCAGAAUCCGUUCCGGACUCGCAUGAACCAACCGAAAGACUGGUGAUUUGUAUUUAGCCAUUACUUUAUGUCAUCAAAUUCUUUAUAUGUCCCUUGAGUGUAAUAAAAUAUGCACGAUUGCUAAACAAUUUGAACGAUGAAACUCGAAUUCAUCGUCAUUUAUCGAUAUGCUGCACUACAGAGCGAAGCGUACGCCAAUCCGACGUAUUCUCUGGGAAUACUGCGCUGAAAACUUUGUCCAAGCAAUUAAAUUCUUAGCAGAUCACCAAUUGCUCAAAAUUGAGAAGCUCUGGUGGACUGCAUGGAUUGUGGCGGCCUUCGUGGGUAGCUGCUGCUGCGUGGUAACGAUGUACCACAAGUGGGAGGCCGAUCCGGUCGUAUUGGCGUACGCGCCACGCUUCGUUCCCAUCUCUACGAUUCCGUUUCCGGCGAUUACGGUUUGUCCCCUGUCCAAGACUCGCGUAGAAGAGUUCAACCUUACACGUGCGCUUGAACUGGUAGAUCGCGGCAUCAAGCUGGAUGAGGAAAGCGAACGAAAGCUACGAUCCCUUGCCCACGUGUGUCCCCUCACCGAUGGCUGGACCAAGUUCGAUCAAAAGUUACCGAAGGAGGAUCUGGUCAAGACCUUGCGUCGCAUGUCCUUAGGUAGAGGACUUACUGUUCCGUUGAUUACGUGGCGGACCAAACUAAUUUCGAGCAGCGACUGGAUCACGGAAACGCUUGUAGACGAUGGUAUCUGCUAUACCUUUAACGCACUGCCUGCGGCCCAGCUGUAUCGAGUUGGUGAGAUAUCGCCGGACUUUUUGAACUUGAGUGGUGGAGCGGGUUCAGCGUCAAACUGGACGCGCGAUACCGGAUAUAGCAGGGAACAGGUUGGAGCGGAUACGUAUCCGAAGCGAUCUCUGAGGAACGGUUUUGAGUCUGGAUUCGCGAUGAUGGUAGCACUAAGGAGGAUUGAUCAAGAGUAUGUUUGUAGGGGAUUCACUGGAUUCAAGGUCUCCGUUCAUCCUCCAGAUGAAACAGCGUUCACGGGAGAUCAAUUUUACCGCUUGAAUACGUUGCAUGCCCUUUCAGUAUUACUUCAGCCGGAAGUUACUGAUAUAUCGAAAGCUUUGAGAAACAUUUCUCCUAAAAGACGCAACUGUUUCUUCGCCGACGAGCGAUAUCUUCGGUACUACAAUGUAUACAACUUCAACAACCGCGUUGACGAGUGCAUGUCAAAUCUAACUUAUGCCAAGUGUGGUUGCGUCAAGUUUUCGAUGCCACGAGCUGCCGGAAUGAAGGUUUGUGAUGCUGGUCGGAUUGGAUGCUACCGCAACACGGUCCUAGAGGUGUAUAACAAAGCUAUUAAGGCUUCUUUGGAGAAUCGUUCGCUACCUUGCACCUGUCGUCAAGAAUGUAUCGUUUUGCGGUACCAUGUAGAUAUUAAUCGAUUUCCGUUCAACGUUCAACAUUUUCGGGACGUUGCUGGACCGUUUAUGGAUUGGUUCAAGGGCCGGGACAUCUCCGUGAUACAGGUUGCGUUCAAGCACCGUCACUACCUUCCCGUCUGGCGUCGCGAGUUGUUGGGAUUCACCGACGUGGUGGCCAAGUUUGGCGGAUUGUUUGCCCUGCUGAUGGGUGCCAGCAUGUUGAGCUUGGCCGAAAUCUGCUACUAUGCGUGCGUGCGGCCACUACGAAGGGAACGAAGUUCGGUACAGUGGAUUCCGGUGCGACCUUGGAUGGAGUAACGCAGUGUCUCACCGGAAUGCAGAAACAUGUUUACAUCUUCGAGAUCCAGGAAGACUUUGCGAAACAAAUUUGCACCAUUUGCUGC
Messenger RNA from Culex pipiens pallens (northern house mosquito), 2050 nucleotides. RefSeq names its product pickpocket protein 28-like. Gene Ontology annotation, biological process: sodium ion transmembrane transport. Gene Ontology annotation, cellular component: membrane. Gene Ontology annotation, molecular function: ligand-gated sodium channel activity. Lineage: Eukaryota; Metazoa; Arthropoda; Insecta; Diptera; Culicidae. The coding region runs from base 402 to 1964 and encodes 520 amino acids. The record is from RefSeq and is a predicted model, not a curated record. The transcript is spliced from 5 exons.